AUGGUCAGAGAUUGUAGGGAGGCAAAGUGUUUCGAAUGUGGUAGAUUUGGUCAUAUAGCCCCUUAUUGUCCAGGAAAACCAGAGAAAUUAAGAUGCGCGGGUUGCGGAAGAUUUGGUCACAAUAAGGAAGAAUGUAAUACGGGAAAUUAUAAUACUCGGGGAGGUUUUCCCCAGAGAGUAAUGGGACCAAAUACUCCAACUGUGCGAACCAUUGAGGAUGCCAGAGUUGAGGGAAGAGGAGUAUUUCCGGAGGGAGUUGAAGAUCAAACCGUGGAAUGUUUCCGAUGUCGAGAAAGGGGACAUGUGGCAAGGGAUUGUGCUAAUUUGUGA
Messenger RNA from Gordionus sp. m RMFG-2023, 330 nucleotides. Its product is annotated as DNA-binding protein HEXBP-like. The record is from RefSeq and is a predicted model, not a curated record. NCBI's taxonomy places the organism in Eukaryota, Metazoa, Nematomorpha, Gordioida, Chordodea, Parachordodidae. The coding region runs from base 1 to 330 and encodes 109 amino acids. The transcript has a single exon. Gene Ontology annotation, molecular function: nucleic acid binding; zinc ion binding.